Molecule: messenger RNA, 325 nt
Organism: Staurois parvus
Lineage: Eukaryota; Metazoa; Chordata; Amphibia; Anura; Ranidae
Source: the annotation of a GenBank genome assembly
GUGGGCACUGAUGGGCACAGGUGGGUGGCACUGAUUGGCACAGGUGGGCGGCACUUCUGGGCACAGUUGGGUGGCACUAAUGGGCACAGGUGGGCGGAACUGGUGGGUGGCACUGCUGGGCACCCAUCAUUAGGGCACUGAUUAUCAGGGCCCUAAUGAGCUGAUCACGUGAUGUGGUGAAAGGCCGAUCCCACCAGCCUUUUAUCACGUGAUCAGCGGUGUCCAAUGACACGCUGAUCACAGGGAAAUGCAAGUGCCGGUUCUCGGCUGCACUUUCCUCACGCUGUCAGAUCGUGAGGAAAGUACUGCCGAGAACCGGCAGUUG